Penicillium coprophilum is the source of this 1206-nucleotide messenger RNA. RefSeq names its product structure-specific endonuclease subunit SLX1. Lineage: Eukaryota; Fungi; Ascomycota; Eurotiomycetes; Eurotiales; Aspergillaceae. Gene Ontology annotation, biological process: double-strand break repair via homologous recombination. Gene Ontology annotation, cellular component: Slx1-Slx4 complex. The transcript has 2 exons. The record is from RefSeq and is a predicted model, not a curated record. Gene Ontology annotation, molecular function: 5'-flap endonuclease activity; crossover junction DNA endonuclease activity. The coding region runs from base 1 to 1206 and encodes 401 amino acids.
AUGGAGGAGUUCGAAAAGCCCAAACCAAUCCCGGCAUAUUAUUGUUGUUAUCUCCUCCGUUCGACCGUUCGACACGCCUCACUGUACAUCGGCUCGACGCCAAACCCGAUCAGACGGCUCCCUCAACACAACGGUGUCGCCAAAGGUGGGGCCAAGCGAACCGCCAGAGAUAAAUUACGCCCCUGGGAAAUGACCCUUGUUGUAGAGGGUUUCACGAGCAGAGUCGGCGCGUUGCAAUUUGAAUGGGCAUGGCAACACCCGGAAAGAUCCCGGCACCUGGGUUCCGAAGAUGAUUUGGACCCCAAGCCUCGAGCUAAGGCUAAUACCAAUGCGAAGACGGGAAAGCCGAAACCGAAACCCAAGGCGCGGGCUAGGCGAUCCCUAGUAGCGCAUCUGGAGGAUUUGCUUUCUCUGCUUCGCUCAAGUCAUUUCUCAUCAUGGCCGUUACGAGUCCGUUUCUUUUGUGCCGAUGUCUAUCGUGCAUGGCGGGCGUGGAAUGAUCGUGUUGAUGGCCACUUACCGCCCAAUAUCAAGGUUGUUCUAGAUGGGGACAACCUAGCAACGGUACCUACUGCUAAGAAAGACGAUGAAAAUGCACCCGUCGGAAGCAUCAACAAUCUAUCAAUUGACUACACCAGAAUUGAAGAUUAUCUCGAAAAGUCAAUGUUCAUGCUGGAAGACCCGGAGGAUCUACAGUGCACGGUCUGUAAAACGUCGAUCUCUCCAGACCAAGAACAAAUUGUAGUGUGUCCACAUCCGAAUUGCCGCGGCACGAGUCAUUUAUUAUGUCUAUCUACAAAAUUCCUUGACGCAACCCACAAACCCGACCUCCUGAUGCCCACCCAGGGAAUCUGCCCGUCGUGUGGAAACACCGUGCAGUGGGUGACAAUGAUGCGUGAGCUUAAUCUCCGCAACAGAGGAGAAAAAGAAGCGCGCACAAUUCUAAAAAAGAAAGAGAAACGUGCUCGCAAAGAGUCUGCCGUCGUGGAGACAUUUUCAGGGCCUCGGUCAUCUACCAUCGAACCAAGGUCACUGUCAGAAGAACCGAGCCAAGACGACCUCGGGCCGAAUUGGUUCGAGGAAGUCGAUAUAGAUUCCGACUCUGAUUUCGAGGGCCGACAGAAGAACCGCUCGACUCGACCUCCAUCUAGGCUCGAAAUUGUCAUUGAAGACAGCGACUGGGACGACGCAGAACUCAUUGAAUGA